CCGAUCGAUUGAAACACUAUCGACUUGGAUCAUAAAAGACAUUGGUGAUAGAGUUCGGUGCUCUGAAACUCCAAACCAUGGCCUCAAUCACCUGUGCUACCCAACUAAUCUUCGCCUCUCAGGCCCCAAAAAAUUCAUCUUUUUCAUCUGGGUCGGCUCCAAACUUGCCCAGAUUAAGGUCUCAAUUUGUGGGUAAAGGUCCAAAGAAGCUCAGAAAUAGACCCACCAAAAAUGGUUCCAGAACCAUCACAUGUUGGUUCAAAUUUGGCCGAAAUGGUGUUGAUGCCGAAGGUGCUGGGAUUUACGGCAGCCAAUCACGAGACGACUACGACCGCGACGACGUCGAACAAUACUUCAACUACAUGGGAAUGCUUGCUGUUGAGGGUACUUAUGACAAGCUGGAGGCUCUUCUGAGCCAAAACAUCCACCCAGUAGAUAUCUUGUUGAUGAUGGCCGCCUCUGAAGGCGACAAGCCCAAACUGGAAGAGCUACUAAGAGCUGGAGCUAAUUAUACUGUCAAAGAUGCAAAUGGAUUGACUGCACUUGAUAAGGCAGCUAGUGAUGAAAUUAAGGAUCUUAUCCUUGGGUUUUCACCUCAGAAGGCAUGAAAUAUCAAGAGCUUUGUAACAAUUCUGUAGUCGUUUCGAAUUCUUUGUUUUGUAGUAGUUUCUGUCCUCUUUGUGAAUUCUGAAAUUUCGAGACAUGAAUCUUUCCAUCAUAGUAAUCUUUUCUCUCA
Molecule: messenger RNA, 736 nt
Organism: Rhododendron vialii
Lineage: Eukaryota; Viridiplantae; Streptophyta; Magnoliopsida; Ericales; Ericaceae
Product: protein LHCP TRANSLOCATION DEFECT
Exons: 2
Coding region: 78-608 (176 amino acids)
Biological process (GO): granum assembly; intracellular protein transport
Cellular component (GO): chloroplast envelope; chloroplast stroma
Source: RefSeq, a predicted model, not a curated record